AUGGGUUCGAAACCGUGGUUACAUCCUGCUCCAACUUAUAGUCCUAUAGAAAGUUUUUGGGAUACUGAUGAAGAUGCUCCUGGUCCUCGAUGUGGACAUACUCUUACCGCUGUUGCCGCUACUAAGACUCAUGGUCCGCGGUUGAUUCUGUUUGGUGGUGCAACUGCCAUUGAAGGAGGAUCCACUUCUGCUCCUGGCAUUAGAUUGGCUGGAGUUACGAAUUCGGUUCAUUCGUAUGACGUUGAGACAAAGAAAUGGACUAGGAUUAAACCUGCUGGAGACCCGCCAUCUCCUCGGGCUGCUCAUGCUGCAGCGACGGUUGGGACCAUGGUUGUUUUUCAGGGUGGGAUAGGUCCUGCCGGGCAUUCCACUGAUGAUCUGUAUGUGCUCGACUUGACCAAUGAUAAAUACAAAUGGCACAGAGUCGUUGUACAAGGGCAGGGACCGGGGCCUCGCUAUGGCCAUGUAAUGGACUUGGUUGCUCAGAGAUAUCUUGUUACCGUCAGCGGAAAUGAUGGAAAACGAGUUGUAUCUGAUGCUUGGACUUUAGAUACGGCUCAAAAGCCUUAUGCGUGGCAGAAGCUGAACCCAGAAGGCGACAGGCCUUCUGCUAGAAUGUAUGCGACUGCUAGUGCCCGCUCAGAUGGAAUGUUUUUACUCUGUGGUGGAAGAGACUCUUCUGGAACUCCACUAGCAGACGCCUAUGGACUGCUCAUGCAUAGAAAUGGCCAGUGGGAAUGGACUCUUGCACCUGGAGUUUCCCCUUCACCUAGGUAUCAACAUGCAUCGGUUUUUGUUGGUGCGCGAUUACAUGUUACUGGAGGUGUUCUUAGGGGCGGGCGAGCUGUAGAAGGUGAACCAUCCAUUGCAGUAUUGGAUACUGCUGCUGGGGUUUGGUUGGAUAGAAAUGGCAUUGUGUCCUCGUCACGCUCAAACAAAACUCAUGAUUAUGACCCUUCUUUGGAGCUUAUGCGUCGUUGUCGCCAUGCAGCAGCAGCUGUUGGUGUUCGAGUCUAUGUCCAUGGUGGUCUUAGAGGAGAUACACUACUGGGUGAUUUCUUAAUGGCUGAAAAUUCGCCAUCAGGUUCACCUUUUGCUAGUCCCAAACUUAAUCAGCCUAACUUAAAUUAUAAUGGAGACACACCAAGUUUGGAUGGUGGACCAGAAACCCCGUCAUUUGGUGGCCCAGGCUUGGACAAAUAUUCUCUGGAGAAACUGAGGGAGGCAUCAGCUGCUGAAGCUGAGGCAGCUAGUGCUGUCUGGCAAUCUGUGCAAGCUAUAUCAAGUAGUCCUGCUGAUGAAACAUCUGUGUCAGAUGACAACUCACAUGCUGCAGACACAGUUGCAGAUGGAAGUGACACAGAGGGAGAUGUUCGCCUUCAUCCUAGAGCUGUUGUAGUUGCUAAAGAGGCUAUAGGUAACCUAGGUGGAAUGGUGAGACAAUUAUCACUCGAUCAAUUUGAAAAUGAAAGCAGACGCAUGCUACCAAUAAACAGUGAUUCGCCAUAUCCUACAAAAAAGUUCACCAGGCAGAAAUCCCCUCAGGGUUUACAUAAAAAGAUAAUUUCAAAUUUGCUCAAGCCUCGCAACUGGAAAGCACCUGCAAAUAGGCGGUUCUUUUUGGAUUCUUAUGAAGUGGGUGAGCUUUGCUAUGCUGCUGAGCAAAUAUUUAUCCACGAACCAACUGUUCUUCAGCUGAAAGCUCCUGUCAAAGUAUUUGGUGAUCUUCAUGGUCAGUUUGGUGAUUUGAUGCGGCUAUUUGAUGAAUAUGGAUUUCCUUCAACCGCAGGAGACAUCACGUAUAUUGACUACCUGUUUUUAGGAGAUUAUGUUGAUCGAGGACAGCACAGCUUGGAAACCAUUACCUUGCUACUUGCUCUUAAGAUUGAAUAUCCUGACAAUGUUCACUUGAUACGUGGAAAUCACGAGGCUGCUGACAUAAAUGCAUUAUUUGGUUUUCGUAUAGAGUGCAUUGAACGAAUGGGUGAAAAUGACGGCAUAUGGGCGUGGACAAGAUUCAAUCAACUUUUUAACCAUCUUCCCCUCGCUGCUCUUAUUGAAAAGAAAAUUAUAUGUAUGCAUGGUGGCAUUGGAAGAUCUAUCCAUUCAGUAGAACAGAUAGAGAAGAUUGAAAGGCCCAUAACAAUGGAUGCAGGGUCUAUUAUUUUAAUGGAUCUUUUAUGGUCUGAUCCCACAGAAAAUGAUAGUGUGGAGGGUUUGAGACCAAAUGCUAGAGGGCCAGGGCUCGUCACAUUCGGGCCUGACCGAGUCACAGAGUUCUGUAAGAAAAAUAAAUUACAGCUCAUCAUAAGGGCCCAUGAGUGUGUCAUGGAUGGUUUUGAGCGAUUUGCCCAGGGACAACUAAUCACCCUUUUUUCUGCAACUAACUAUUGUGGAACUGCAAACAACGCAGGAGCUAUACUGGUGGUUGGCAGGGGUUUGGUUGUGGUUCCAAAAUUAAUUCAUCCUAUACCACCUCCUCUUCAGUCACCAGAGUCAUCUCCUGAGCGUGUCAUGGACGAGACAUGGAUGCAGGAGCUUAAUAUUCAGAGGCCACCAACUCCUACUCGUGGUCGACCACAGCCCGACCUUGACCGUGGUUCCCUAGCGUACAUAUGA
This is a messenger RNA of Lathyrus sativus (Indian pea), 2619 nucleotides long. Lineage: Eukaryota; Viridiplantae; Streptophyta; Magnoliopsida; Fabales; Fabaceae. The record is from the annotation of a GenBank genome assembly.